Molecule: messenger RNA, 3678 nt
Organism: Xyrauchen texanus (razorback sucker)
Lineage: Eukaryota; Metazoa; Chordata; Actinopteri; Cypriniformes; Catostomidae
Gene: st6galnac2
Product: ST6 (alpha-N-acetyl-neuraminyl-2,3-beta-galactosyl-1,3)-N-acetylgalactosaminide alpha-2,6-sialyltransferase 2
Exons: 9
Coding region: 1606-2766 (386 amino acids)
Molecular function (GO): sialyltransferase activity
Source: RefSeq, a predicted model, not a curated record
GGAGUAGGUGAUUGGAGUAUAAUUGUCAAACAUAAAAAGGAAGAAAUCUUGUAGACAUGAAUCGGGAACUGAUAGUGAAAAUUGUACCAGACAGGAUAAACAAGGAGGAAUUGUAGGUACUGAUGAAAUUGGCAGUAAAUAAUACUGUAAAUCCAGUAAAAAUUACCAAAGCAUUAAAAAAAGGACUAGAUGAUAUAGAGAGUGCUAAGACCCUGAGGAAUGGAAGUCUUCUCAUUUUUUUGUAAAAACGUAAAACAACAGAAAGUAGCACAAGGCAUAAAAUCAAUGCUCAGCCAAUCAGUGAGUUGCACAGUUUAGAGUAAGAGGGCUUGGUUAAGGGGAGUAAUCUCUGGAAUUCCAGUUGAUGUAAAUACUGAAAGAGGUUUAAAGUCAGCAUUCAAAAAAGGACAACUAAUUAUAUAUCAGUUUUUACAAGAGAGCUAAUAGCUAUACAAUGGGUUGAGGAAGUACAGCCAAUGAGGGUUGUUAUCUGUUCAGACUCUCAAUCAGCUUUAAGUAGCUUAUUAAAUGGGCAGUCUGAAUCCAGACUAGAUUUAGUAUAUGAGAUUCUUACAUAUCUGCUUAGAAUUCAGCAACUAGGGAUGGUCCUGCGAUUUCUUUUAAGUACAAGCACAUGUGGGAGUACAAGGAAAUGAAAUGGUGGACAAACUGGCUAAACAGGCAAUGGAUCAUAUGGAUAUUGAAGUUUAUAUACCACUCAGUAAAGAAGAGGUAAAAGGAAGAAUUAGAGAAUUUAUGAAUAUAAAGUGGCAAGAAAUGUCACUCGGCUCCGAAUAGGACGUUCUGGCUUAAAUCAUUAAUUGUUCAAAAUAGGGAAACAUCAAACAGGAUUAUGCUUGACAUGUGGUGAAGCCGAGACUGUUGAACAUGUUUUAUUAUAUUGUGUCAUGUUUACAAGGGAAAGACAGGAGUUAUUAAAUAAAUUGAGAAAUAUAGAUUCAAACAAUUUCACCUUACCAAACCUAUUGAAUUGUGCCUCAGGACAGUCAAAUACACAGAGAGAAAUACUUAAUUAUCUCAGGAAAACAGGAUUGGAAAAAAGGAUUUAAUAAACGUAUUAUAUAAAGUUUUUAUUUUUUUCCUUCUUAUUAAUGUUUCACACGUAUCUGAUAUCAUAUACUGACUGUAGCAUUGUUUUCAGAGAAGCCAGUAUUUCAACUUAGCAUAGUGCGAGUAAAAGCGACGUCAAAUGCUGUGCGUCAAAUCCAGUUUGGACAUACUUUUUAGGCUACUAUUUUAGAAUAAUAUGGAGUAGGCUAGUUAAUGUAUAAACGGAAGAAUAUGCAGUUACUGCAAAAACUAUCAAACAAUUCAAAAGAUGAGUCAUGAAAAUCACUUGCGGUUUAUGGUAGGCAUUGUUCAUUUUCUACUGCAUCUAGAAGUUCUAGAUGUAACACGUUCAUUGACCGUGGUAAAACUGGUUGUACAACUCUUAAAAAAAACGAUCAGAUCUGGAUGGGAUAUUUUGCAACAAAGUGUUGACUAUCCGCAUUCUAUGGCUUUUGUUAAGGGCUGCUUGUUAUUAUAAAUCGACUUUACCUGCCAAAUCUUCUCCAGACAAUAGAUGCGCUGUCAGCUCGAAACAUGAAAUCGUGGAUUUUUAAACUACCUUUCUUGGCUCUGUGUGUUUUAUUUAUAUACUGGAAGUCUGUGGAAUUCAUGUCAAAAGAGGACUGGUCCACCACAUACCAGAGGAUUCUUUCAUCUUCAAGAGCUUUUUUAGAGGUAGAAGACUGGACUGGAAAUGACAUAGCUGAAGAGGAGGCAGUGCCAGCCUGCUCCAUGAGACAUACCAUAAAGAAGGAUGACAGUCUGAGAAAAGAUUUUAACUUUUUAGUGCCUGUUCUGCAGUGGCGUGAUACUUUUACCCAACCAGAGUGGCAAAAGCUCCAUAAUUCUGCAUCGCCUUAUGGUUGGAAGGACCAGACUUAUGAUGAAAUAGGCAAGACUCUUUCUUUGCUGUGGCAUCCCUCUAACAGUCGUCUGUUUAUGCGGAAUACGACAGAUGAGUGUGUGCGUUGUGCCGUGGUGGGUAACGGUGGGAUUCUCAAAGGAUCAGGGCAGGGGAAAGCCAUAAACAGUCACAAUUAUGUUUUCAGGGUAAACGGGGCAAUAACCAAGGGUUUCGAGGAUGAUGUUGGAACAAAGACAUCCUUCUAUGGCUUCACCACCAACACGCUCAAGAACUCCCUUGCAUCUUAUUACGCGGACGGCUUCAUCAUGGUGCCACGUGACCCGGGCAUUCAAUAUAUUUUUAUCCCUGCGGGAACUCGAGACUAUGUGAUGCUGGCUGCAGCCAUUCAAGAUAAGCCUGUGCCCUCUGGAUACGAUAUGGGUGACAGGCCCUCGCAAUAUUUUGGAGAUUCUCCUCAAGUUACUCAGUUCAAAAUGCUUCAUCCACACUUCAUUAAAUAUGUGACUGAAAGGUUUCUAAAUUCCUCACUGCUGAAGGCAUACCCCGACAUAUACAUGCCCAGCACAGGUGCUCUCAUGCUGCUGACUGCUUUACACACUUGUGACCAGGUGUCUGCAUAUGGCUUCAUCACAGAUAAUUAUGGUGAAUUCUCAGAUCAUUACUUUGAUAAGGAGAAAAAAGGUCUGGUUUUCUAUGCAAACCAUGACAUGCAGAUGGAAGGAUUGCUGUGGAAGCUGCUGCACUCUCGUAAAGUCAUGUGGCUGUAUCAGAGACAAAACCCUAACACUAACUCUAAGAACUCAACUGGGAAACAAGAGAGAAGGAAGUGAUGCCACUGAUUCUUAAGCACUGGAACAAAACAGGACUGCAAAGACAGAUGGACAUAUUUUGGAUUCAUGUGUUGAACAUGUUCAGAGGUAUUCAACAAUGUUUUGGUGUAACAUCCUGCUUCCUGCCUCUUCACGAAAUGUGUGUUCACUGUACAAAGCACACUAAACUAAACCAGCUGUCAGGCACAAACAACACAUCUGUAUUGCUGUGCAAAAUACAGGGUUUCUUAGUAAUAUUGAUAUCAAGAACUUAGUUUUUAAACUGUCUGUCAGCUCCAUCUAGGGGAUAAAAUAUGUGUUGACAGCUGAUGGGGUUGACAGUAUGAACCAUAUCACAAAAGUAUUUCAAGCAGUUUUACCAUUGUUUUCUGUGGUUUCUCUGUUCCAUUUUCUCCAGUUAGCUCACAAGCUAACCAGUCCGCCUAAUAGAUUAGCAUACCGCUAGCUUCUUCUCUUCAUUUUUAUCACAUUUCUCUUCACUGUCACCACCUGGUGUUAUGGUGGUAUGAUUGUAUCCAAUAGAACUUGUAAAUUACGGAAUAUAUAAUUUUUUUAAUUUAUUUUUUAUUACAUUGUUUGUGGUUUAUGUUUAGGUUUGGUGAUAGGUGCAAGUGAAGGGUUGUUGCAGGAUUCCAAAUAAACACAAUAAACAUUGUGAAUGAAUGUUACAUCCAAGUGUUGCAAGACUUGAGCAUGCUGGAAAUUUGAAUUUUACAUGCUUUUCUUUUCAGGAGUCUUGACAACCAGGAAAACAGGUUUUUCGCUGAGUACAAAUUGUUUUAUUAUUUUCAACUGACAUAUGUGACAUAUUUAAAUGACUGUAUUAAACUAUAGGAAUGUUAAAACUGAAUUGUGUAUAAUGUGAUUUGUAAGGUAACUAAAUAUUUUAUUAUUAAAAAAUGUAUGAUGAGA